Trichosurus vulpecula (common brushtail) is the source of this 846-nucleotide messenger RNA. Its product is annotated as translation initiation factor IF-2-like. NCBI's taxonomy places the organism in Eukaryota, Metazoa, Chordata, Mammalia, Diprotodontia, Phalangeridae. The coding region runs from base 1 to 846 and encodes 281 amino acids. The transcript has a single exon. The record is from RefSeq and is a predicted model, not a curated record.
AUGCACCGCCCCCGAGGAAGCGCGCAAGCAGCCCCGGCCGGGCCCGGACCGCGGGUGCACCGACUACACCUUCCCGGGAUGGGUAUGCCCCGAAAGCCCCGAGCCCCUAGCUUGGACUCGUUGAAGCCCGGGGCCUCCCGCCGUCCGGCCUCGAUGGCCGCGCUUGGCCAGAUCCCUAGGUCUGUCGGACCGACUUCUCCCGCCCAUCUCCCGUCUCCGGGUCUUUGCCCCGCGGUCCGCCCGCCAGGAGCGCCCUCCGCCUCGGCUCCCCCUCGGCUACCCCGGCAGGACGCCCUCCUGCCGGCUCCCAAGGGGGCGAGGGUCUCCCCGCCGGGACCAAGGCUGCCCCCCACCCCGGCGCACACAGCCCGCUCCGGAGGAGCGCUCGCGGCCGCCAGGCCCCGCAGCCCCCAGCCCGCGCCGCUCCCCGGGAGCUCACCUCGCAGCCGCAGGGGCCCCGCCCCGGGCACUGCCAGCAACCUCAGCCGACGCGGCCCGGGCAUGCGCGCCUCCGCCGCCGGCUCCUCCCUGGGCUCGAGGCAGCGCCGACUGGGCGCUCGGACACCUGCGCGGCCCAGACCCCGCGUGCAGGGCCCCGCCCCCAGCGCCGCCGAGCCCCGCCCCCGCCGGGCCCCGUCCCCAGCUGACGGGCGCCUGGCCGCGGCUGCGCAAGCCGCUCAGAAGACCUCGCGAUAUCGCGGGAUUACCGCCUCACUCGGCCCGUCCCCGUCGGAGUCUGGGGCGGCCCUGGGAGGGAGGUGGUGGUGGGGAUGGGAAGGGUGCGCCGUGGCGUGGUGGGGGAGUGUCCUCCGCCUCGCCGCGUCCCAGCUCGCGCUCGGAGACUGA